Orbicella faveolata is the source of this 6148-nucleotide messenger RNA. RefSeq names its product motile sperm domain-containing protein 1-like. The record is from RefSeq and is a predicted model, not a curated record. Gene Ontology annotation, cellular component: cytoplasm. Lineage: Eukaryota; Metazoa; Cnidaria; Anthozoa; Scleractinia; Merulinidae.
UUUAAGCUUGUUCUUUUGUUUAUGUUUUGAAUUCAUGCUGAAUUUACAUCAAAACAUGAAAUUUUGAAGGCCUACUAUUUUUGCAAGUCUAUGGAAACUGGCACCAUCAUGCAAUGUUUUUGGACUUUGACACUAUGAUAUAUCUGUCUGUGUAAAACCUUGGUUGUUCAUGAAAAAUGUUGAUUUUAGCAAUAGACAGAGUUUGAAAGUCAGCUAGUUAAAUCAUUUAAGGUAUAUAUAUGAAAGUGAUCAUGUCAAAUGCACUCAUGAUCUUUGAUUACUACUAAUUAUUAUGCUAAUUUGUAGAGUCACUGUAUAGAAAUCAAAUCUUCACAUUAUUAAUUUUAUUCACCUUGCCGUGAGAAUGACGCCGAAACAUCGGCUUUUGACCUUAAUGGUUUUAUUGAGUCAUUUAAUCAUAGCCUGUAUCUUAAACCAUCAUUGACGAAGUAACAAGAACAGAAACAACAGAAACAUUUUACAACGCCAGAAGAAGCUCAGGUCAGAGUAACAGCUUAAAACCCUCCAGUUGCAUUGUAGCAUCGGCAUUAAGAUGAACCAAAAUAAACAACAGAGUCAGUGUUCUAGUAGUUUCAAUUAUUUGCAUUAGGAAACAAACUUAAGAAUAGAACUCGGAGUAGGCCAAAAGGAAAAGAUAAUCUAGUAGCAUGCUGAAGAUGAACGUCUUGUGUUGUUCCAGGUAUUAUUUUACACAAUAAGAAAGCCAUCUUUGAAUAGUCUGGGUGGUUAUUGUCGAUGUUAUUAAAAUCGACAACAAUCGAUAUUCUUGAAGACAGGAAUUAUUGAUUGCUAUCGAUUUUUGCCAAACAAUAGCAAUUGAUGAAGAAAUUUUUCUGUGAGUUAUCAAUUACCAAUAUCAAUUGAUAGCAAUCAGCUAUUGAUAUUGAUUGAUGUCAAUUAAAUUGCUUGAUUUCCGAUAUCGAUUUUUAUCGAUUGACCACCAAGGUAAAUACAAACUGGAAGUGAACCGAGCAGGGGUGAGUACCUGUGUGACUACCGUGCCAGAGCUAUCAAUUGCACUCUGCACUAUCAGAGAUUGUCUCACUAGUUUGAUGUUUCGUUCAAGACAUUUCAGCUGGUGCUUGAGCCUUAAUCAGUUGAAAUAUUAACGUUAGAACGUGUGAUUAAAAAAGCAGCGCGUUGAAUGAGCGCACUGAAGAAAAUUCUGUGUGCAGUUUCAAGAAAAUGUAACGUGAGACUUAUGUGCAUGCCAAAGACUUGUAGUAAGACUUCUGGGAUGGCCAUGUGGUCAUUUCCAGAUUGUGGAUCCUUUGUUGACAUUCAGGCUCCAAGAAGACUCGCUCGUGAAAGUUAGCCUCAUGUGCAACAACUCUGACACUUCCAAAAUCCAUUUCGUGGUUGUUUUCGUGGACAUGGCAGGAGAUCUUGGAGUCAUGGUUGAACAUGGAAACAGCCCUGUUUUGUUUUGUAAUCCAAGUUUUCAGUGAUCGUUCAGUUCGACUGUAGUAUACAGAACUGCAGUUGGUGCAAUUGAUUUUGUACACUGUACCAGAUUGUGGCUGGUCAACCUUUUCCUGGGCUUUUGGUCUUGGGAACAAACUGUUCACAGUUCUGAAUGAGUUAAAGGUGACUUUGAUUUGUUGUUGCCUUAAGAUUUGACUAAUCCUUUCCGAAAUGCCCUGCACAUAGGGUAGCACCACGAAAUCAUUGGAUGGUAGAUCGGUGGGGGUUUCGACAGCAAUCUUUCACAGCUGUUGAUGAAGGAUGAGCAGUACAGCCUUCACACAUUUUGUUCACAUUUCCCUUUCUGUGUUGAUGGUACAAAAUCAGUGUACAAAAUCAGUUACACCAACUGCAGUUUUGAAAAAACGGAUUACAGAACGCGAAAGGGCUGUUUCUAUGUUCAACCAUGACUCCAAAAUCUCCUGCCAUGUCCACGAAAACAACCACAAAAUGGAUUUUGGAAGUGUCAGAGUUGUUGGACAUGGGCUAACUUUCACAAGCAACUCUUCUUGGAAGCCUGGAUGUCAAUAAAGGAUCCGCAAUCUGGAAAUGACUACAUCGUCAUCCCAGAAGUCUUCAAGUCUUUGGCACGCACAUAAGUCUUACGCCACGUUUUCUUGAAACUUCCCGUGGAAUUUUCCUCAGCACGCAUUUGACAUGCUCCUUUUUGAAUCACACGUACUAACAUUAUAUUUCAACUGCACCAGACGAAACGUCUUGAACAAAACAUCAAAAAAUAGUCAGUGUCAAACCAUUAUCUUACAAUGUUAGCUCCUGACUACCACUACUCUAUGUUUUUGAACUACACAAUUGUUUGGCAGUGAAUGGGACUAAGAUUGUUGGGUGCUCGCUGGGAACUUGAAAUAGGGAGGACAGCAACACAUCCCGCAAAGUAAUGGUAAUAGUUUGUCAGCAACACACCCUACAAAGUAAUGGUAAUAGGGGUGGCAGCAACACACCCCGCAUGUAAUGGUUUAAAUACUACUAUUACUAUUCACACUCGCUUUCAGUGUUAGGUGCACAGGCCACAUCUUCUGAUAUGUUGCGUAACCUGGCCUAGGUAAAAAAUGUAAACACAACAGACUUUUUUACGGUUGAACUCGACUUUUGAUCACUUUUAGUCGUGAAAGACGGUUUUAGUUGACAUCAAACUAAGGUUAGGAGAAUCAAGAAGUCAUUCUGUGAGAGAUAAAUCAACUGUUUUGAAUGUUGACAUCUUACAACAGUAGCAGCCUAAUUCUACUGGAAGUCACUAUUGAGAGCCAAUCAACUACACGCAAAGCAUUGUAAGUACAUGGCUCUUGUAAAUCUGGAAACAUAUAAAGUCCACAAUCAUUAUCUCCUUCAGCCAUUUGAGGUAAGUGAUUAUCAUUUAUCUGUCAUUUCUUCCAUCAGUAACUGGAAAAAUUGUCUGAUGGUUGAAAGAUGUUGCCUAUACACAUAACACUGAAAGCGGGUGUAUACCAGGUAUAGUCAAGUGAUAAAGCAAUAAUCGAUAUUAAUCGGUAACAAUUGCCAAUAGCAAUCAAUGAAGAAAAAAAGUUGUGAGUUAUCAAUUGUUAUCGAUUGCCAAUAGUAAUCAAUAGCAAUUGGUUCAUCGAUUGGUAUCAAUUAUUAUCGAUUGUUAUCAGAAAUUAUUUGAUAUGCUUCUGAUGUAACAAAUAAAGAAGCCUCGACUGUGCUCUGUUCUGUUGUAAAGCUCACAGGAAGCGUUAGAGCACAAAAGAAGUGUAGGGGAAAACAUGGGACAAAGUCAAGUGUUUUUCCCUACUUCUUGAGUGCUCUACCGCUUCCUCAAAAGGAAAAUAUAAUCUAGUACAGCACCAUGCUGAAGAUGAGUUCACAUCUCGUGUUGUCUCAGGUGUUAUUUUACACAAUAACAAAGCCAUCUUAGUUCUCAGGUGGUUAUUGUCGAUUUUUUUUCAAUCGAUAACAAUCAAUUUUCCCAAAGACAGGAAUUAUUUAUUGUUAUCGAUUGCCAAUAUUAAUCGAUAGCUAUCAGUGAUUGAUGUCAAUUGAUUUCUGAUAUCAAUUUUCAUUGAUUGACUAUGCCUGGUGUAUAAAUUGUCAUUAUUGGAUAUAGUUUUGCUAAUGUUUUGGCAGAAGAUGAUAUGGUACUACAUGUAUUAAAUUAACAGCACUUUUUAAAAAGGCACAAACUCUGGUCGAGUCAAAAAGUCAAGUGAUGGUAAUGUAAUAUACAACCAUUAGCUCAGGUUUUGAGCUUAAGAGUUUGUGUGUAAUUGAAAGGUGCAGUUACUGUCAAUAAUACAAUGGCUUUUCCAUUUGAAACAUUACUUCUUUCAGUGUCAUCCGUCACACUGACAUUCAACCAUCUAUCAGACAGCACGACAAAUUUAGACUUCACAUAUUUGAGCAUGGCUUGCAGGAGGUUAUUGGUAAAAAAGAAAUCAUGGCUAUACUUGAGCCCAGCAGGACCCAACAACAGACCAGAGAAGAGGGAAGAUCUUUAAAGAGAUUACAGAGAACAGGAAACAGUAGUGUCAUUACAGAGCACUUUACUGCCUCAGGAAUUGCUGAUCAGCAGGGUCCCAGUUUGUGGGUGAUAAUAAUGGCUGUUGUCUGUAUUAUCGCUCUCAUGUUACCAUUGGAAAGUGAAAAGCAGUCAGAUCUGCCUCACUAUCUUCUGUUAUCUGUCAAUCAGAAGUUAUUGGCUGCUUUUAUCUUAGAAAUGGCUGGGGCCUCUGUAAACACAGCUUCAGUGCUCACUCAGAACCAAACUAAACCACCACAGGAUAGGAACAUUAGAGGCUAAAUACAAUUAGUGUAAUGUUGCAGCUCACAUUAAAACUAAUUAGUUAUUAAUAUUACAUGGAUGAGCUCAAGAAUUCUUUCAGGAGGUAGUUGAUGAAGCCAAAGGGCAAUUUAAUUAUCACUUCAUAGAAAUCGAGAGGGCAUAAUCUAUUUUUUUAGUACAAAUUUUGUUUUAACUUUAUUUCCCUCAAAUAACAAUUUCCAGUUAUAACUCAACAUAUAAGUAGUAGUAUUAAACUUCACCCUUUGUGCUUGAACUUAACUCUCAUUUGAGAAGUUACAGCAGCUGUAUAUGUGGUUAAAGUUGCUUAUCGUCGAGUCUCCAUUAUUUAAUAUCAUAAAUUUAAUAUUAUCGAGUAAUGUUCUAAAAUGUUCCUCCAAAACUUUGGAAAAAACGAGAAAACGUCUGGAGCCAUUUUUGGAGACAACUAUCACGUAUCGAAGGCUGGUAUAGUUUAGCACUAAAUUUUCUUUUGUCAUCAUUUGCCAAAAUGAUGAGCACUAGCUAUCAGGCGAGAAAAUGCCCGUGGGCUGCCAGACAAUAGUGCCGGCAUGCUCAGCAAAGAAGCUCAUGAAACGAAUCUUUUAGUUACAGUUCUUUAGAUGAAAAUGUAAUGAAUUCACCCUCCCAUAUGGACCUCAUUAGAAGAUAGGACGAAGAAGUAGUUUUCAGGCUGAAAGCUAACUAAAGGAAAACUACAGUACAGUAAAACGGCAAGUGGUUGCAGAGAUUUCAGAGAUUUGCAAGAUUUGUUUUUCAUAUGUAGAAUAUUCUUUGCACGCAUAUAAAUUUACUCUCAUCCAAAAAGGAUAUCUUUUUGAAAAUGCGAAAACUCCAAGUACCCCAUAGUGGUUGGAAAUUUCAAUAAAUAAAUUCAUUUCGUCUUUAGUUUUCAGGCAUCCCGCAUGAUAGAGUCCUUACGUAAAGACAUGCAUGAUGAUCAGUUGAUGCCGAUAGUGUACUCAACCACUCAUAUUGAAUCAUUAGUAGAAUUCUACUAACUAGAUUUCAUCACUAGAAUGUAACUUACGCUUACAAGUAACUGAAAGAUUCCAGUAUGGGGAUUCCCAUAUAAGAGUGGCAGAAUGUUCUUUGGGACGUUUGGUGGAACCCAGAAUCUUGAUUGGUGGGUGAAAUUGAAAAGUGGACUGUGUGCAUUGUCGAUCACUGUAAUAUCAACAAAACAUGAUUUGAGAUGGAAAACUUGUAAUUGCCACUUUGAAAAGCACAUUAUUGGGAAGUAUAUUAAAUAUAUUUAUAUGUACUUACAGUUUUUAAAAUGUGUACAUGCAGUUAGAGGGAAAAGUAAAGAAAUUGUCUAACUGGAGAAAUAUUUUUAGUUCUACAAAGUUUUGUUAACCUCACCUGUGAAUGAGUCUUAUGAUCAGUCAAUCUUGAUUGAGAAAUAAAGUAGGCUAGGGGAGAGAUGAAACAACAAGGACAAUUCAUAAUAAUAAAUAUUACUGAUUUUGCUCAGUGUACUUGAAGACAAUUUUUUAUAGAGAUGAAACAACAAGGACAAUUCAUAAUAAUAAAUAUUACUGAUCUUGCUCAGUGUACUUGAAGACAAUUUAUCUCACUUGUUUAGUAUUCUUUAGUUUUUAUUACUGUAAUGUCUGAACACCAGACAGGUCCUCAAUGCAGGCAGAUUCCACACAAGAAAACACACACCCGUUUUCAAGCCACCAUCUUCCUUUAUUGUACUACCCACAAUGCCUUAGGGCUGGGCUUGCACAGGCAACCCAGUUACAAUCACUACAUCUCCCCUCUUUUUAAAUAAAUGCAAUGGUACGAUGAAAGGUUAGACAAAAUCAGGUAUAAAGUAUAAACUAUAACAAGUAAAGGGUACAAAAUCCAGUGCUAAUAAAAGACUUUCAAAAUGAAAAA